Messenger RNA from Solanum tuberosum (potato), 1033 nucleotides. RefSeq lists its product as uncharacterized. NCBI's taxonomy places the organism in Eukaryota, Viridiplantae, Streptophyta, Magnoliopsida, Solanales, Solanaceae. Bases 437 to 829 code for a protein of 130 amino acids. The record is from RefSeq and is a predicted model, not a curated record. The transcript is spliced from 2 exons.
ACACAACUUUGUCUUUCUUUACUUCUCUGCCGUGCAGUGCAUUGCUGAAAGCAAAAGCUCAUUUAAUUCUACAUCAAACACUUGGAGAAAUACCAUUACACUAUUUUAUCUUUUCUUCUUUUUUCUCUUCUCUUCUCUUCUACGAAAGAUUUAAAUAAAAAGAAAUCGAGAUUCAUCGAGAGUGGAGUAGUAAGUAUUAUUUUAUACAUACCUCAAAUUACUUGAAAAAUCUGUUGCACCAAUUCCAAAAUCCUUUAUGCUGUGGGCUUACUUUAACUAACCAGUCCUUAACCCACCCACUAAUUUCUUCUUAUUAUAAUAGUAUAAAAUAUUGAGACGCCAUUCUUUUCGAUCAGUCAACUUUUUCUUGGAGUAUAUUCUACACCAGUCAAUCAAUAUUCCUAGCUCUAAAAAUUUCUCACCAACCAAUUUUACUAUGUCAAGUAUGUUGGGUUCACAAGGCUUCGUAUUGGCGACAGCCAUGGCGGUCUCUGCCGGCACCGUGAUUUUACUCGAUCUUUUCCGGGUCAAGUACUUCCAUCUUUCCGAUCAACAACAUGAUCAUAAGCAGAUUCUCAAGUCCUGUUUAUCUUCAGCUGGGAAGAACAAGGACAAAACAAGAAAGAAAAACAAGAAAGUUCAAUUUGCAGCUGAUGUGAAAAUUUCGAGCGGAAAUGGCGAGGAGUACAGAAGAAAACAAAUGAGGAAAUUCACAGAAAGUCGAAUUAAAUCUUGUGGGAAUGAGAUUGUGGGGAUUCCAGGAAAUAGGAUGGCUUUGUACACUGGGAUUCUCAAGGAUCGGGUUCAAAGAAUGGGAUUCUCCCAUUGAUCAAUUUGUAUUUUCGUUUUGGUUAAUUCCUCUUCAUCUUCUUGCAAAACAAAAACAGAGGAAUUAGGGCAAAGAAACUUUAAAGGCCUUACUGUAAUUUGUAAAUAAUUGUGUGUGAACAUAUUUUCUGUAAAUGGUUUUCUUUACAUGAAAUUAGGAACUCCUUUAGUAGUAUAUUUUUCUGGAAUCUUCAGUUAAUGGGUA